Molecule: messenger RNA, 1041 nt
Organism: Tachysurus vachellii
Lineage: Eukaryota; Metazoa; Chordata; Actinopteri; Siluriformes; Bagridae
Exons: 3
Coding region: 283-1002 (239 amino acids)
Molecular function (GO): nucleic acid binding
Source: RefSeq, a predicted model, not a curated record
UGGUGAAAGAGUGCAACCCAAUUUGAGGCGGUCAACGGUUGCCGCCAUUAUUCACAUCUUUCAACAAACCAACAGAAUGCAACGUCUUCCACCCUCUGGGGGAAGAGGAAAGCUCCUCAAUAAUGAUCAAGAGCUUGCCAUUGUAGAAAUGGUUGUUGCAAAAAUGCAAUAAAACUGCAUGAAAUUAAAACUAGAAUUGUGGAGGACCAUGAGAUAUUUGGCAAUAUAGAAAGCAUCAGCCUCACAACCAUUACACGUACAUUGUCCAAACACAGAGUGCGGAUGAAGCAGCUCUACACUGUUCCCUUUGAGAGGAACAGUGAGAGAGUCAAGGAGCUACGACGACAAUAUGUCCAGAGAGUUAUGGAAUUGAAGGCCAACCAGGCCCCUCAUGAAUUCAUUUACAUAGAUGAGGCAGGAUUCAAUUUAUCCAUAAGGCGUCGACGUGGACGAAAUAUAAUUGGAAAAAGGGCCACAGUUGAUGUGCCAGGACAGAGAGGGGCAAACAUUACCAUGUGUGCAGCAAUGGCAAAUGCAGGAUUACUCCUUCACAGAUGUCAGGUUGGACCCUAUAAUACCGAGCGCCUCCUUGCCUUUCUCAAUGAUCUCCACCAGCGCCUGGUGCCAGAGCAGGAUCAGGAGGGUGAAAACAUGAGGACCUUUGUAAUUACCUGGGACAAUGUUGCUUUCCAUCAUUCGCAAGCAAUAACAGCAUGGUUUGAAGUCCACCCAAGACUGGUAAGUCUCUUCCUUCCACCCUAUUCACCUUUCCUCAACCAGUUCUUUUCUGCAUGGAGGUGGAAGGUUUAUGACCAUCAGCCACAUGACCAGAUGUCCCUCCUUGAAGCCAUGGAUGCUGGCUGCAGGGACAUCACAGUUCAAGAUUGGCAAGGGUGGAUCCGACAUACCAAGCGGUUUUAUCCCAGGUGCAUCGCCUUGGAUGAUAUCAGAUGUGAUGUUGACGAAAACAUGUGGCCGAACCAUGAAGAUCGCAGGGAUUAGAUACAUUAAUUUUGUGCUAUUUUUAGUUCCCCCCUUCUU